Messenger RNA from Tachysurus fulvidraco (yellow catfish), 4672 nucleotides. It is a transcript of the gene ppm1f, whose product is annotated as protein phosphatase, Mg2+/Mn2+ dependent, 1F. The transcript has 8 exons. Gene Ontology annotation, molecular function: protein serine/threonine phosphatase activity; cation binding. Gene Ontology annotation, cellular component: cytosol. The record is from RefSeq and is a predicted model, not a curated record. Gene Ontology annotation, biological process: negative regulation of protein kinase activity; protein dephosphorylation. Bases 448 to 1689 code for a protein of 413 amino acids. Lineage: Eukaryota; Metazoa; Chordata; Actinopteri; Siluriformes; Bagridae.
GAUCUCACAACCAUAUCCGACUUUCACACGCCCCGGUGAUCUGUUGCUUGGUCAAUCCUGAUUGUAUACAUUGUGUUAUUUGCAUAUUUCCGGUCUCGUACUUCCGGUUGAGUCUUAGUGAGCUGAGGUAAAAGCUUUUAUAUCCGAAAGAAGGGAGUGUCAAAGGGAGAUUAAAGGUAUUCUGAGCUCUGACUCACACGCUUCGGCUUAGUCUGCAUUCCAGCAGUCCAGUGUGCUCUUCAAAACAUGGAGUCGCAGGAUUAAACCUGUUCAGACAAAACACAGUGGAUCGUGGUGAUGAUCGUGGUUGAUUGGGCAGUGAGAGAAUGUGGAAAUGUUUGUGUGGGGCUGAUUUUUAGGAGCGAACAGGUUCAAGGCAGAUUGCAGAAGUGACCACUGUGAGACAGACGGAACUGGCAUCAGUUUGGUCCCACUCAGAAGGCAGUGAUGGGGACGAAAGACCAGGACGGAGCUCAGAGCUUUCUGAAAAGUUUUGUGGAGGAGUUUGUAAACCCGCUGGGCCACGAUGACCCGCUUCCUCUCGCACCACUCAGCCGCACUGUGACGCUGGAGGAGGUGAAGGGUGAAAGCCUGGACCUGGGGCUUCGGCUGCUGACUGCCAGGAAGGCCCCUGGCUGGUUGAGUGCGUCAAUGUGCCAUGCUGCGGUCACUGAGCUUCUAAAAGAUGACCUUUCACCUUUCCACUGCCCUAAAGACCCUGAACAGCAGCAGGAAGGUGAAGCAGAAGUAGUUUUGCUGCAGUCUGAGCCUGUUCAGCGUCUGUUUAUCAACAAGCUGAGAGAAGUGGGUGUGGCCUGGCAGAAACAGCUGCCCAAUCUGACUCCUCGAUCCUCGCGGUCCAGCCUCUGCUCGGUCCACGCCAUUCGGAACACGCGCAGAAAGAUGGAGGAUCGGCACGUGAUGCUGCCUGAGUUUAAUCAGCUGUUCGGGUUACAGGACGGCGUGGAGCGUGAGUACUACGCCGUGUUCGACGGUCACGGAGGCGUCGAUGCCGCCAUCUACACCUCGACUCACCUGCACGUCGUCCUCAGCCGACAAGAGACGCUUAAGAGCGACACCGGCGUGGCUUUUAAAAACUCCUUCACACAAACGGACGAGAUGUUCAGAAUCAAGGCCAGGAGAGAGCGUAUGCGCAGUGGCAGUACGGGCGUGGCCGUGUUGCUGGCUGCUGAUUGGCUGACGGUGUCCUGGCUGGGCGACUCGCAGGCCAUGCUGGUGAAGAAGGGCGAGCCCGUCAUCCUCAUGGACCCACAUAAACCAGAGAGAGACGAUGAGAAGAAGAGAAUAGAAGAUCUUGGUGGCUGCAUUGCCUUCAUGGGCUGCUGGCGUGUUAACGGGACAUAUGCUGUUUCCCGGGCGAUAGGUGAUUUCGAUCAGAAGCCUUACGUGUCCAACGCAGCAGACUGUUCCUCGGUUCAGCUGAGUGGAGAUGAGGACUACGUUCUGCUGGCGUGCGAUGGUUUCUUCGAUGUCUUGCGGCCGGCUGACGUUCCCGCUCUGGUGCUGGAGGCCCUGCGUGAGGCGGGUGGCUCGGGUCAGGACGUCGCUCAGAGCCUGGUGGCUGAGGCCAAAGCUGCAGGCUCCAGCGACAACAUCACCGUCCUGCUGGUGUUUUUGCGUGAGCCACGAGACCUUGUACUGUCAGAGACGACGGCAGGGAAAGUGUGAGAGAACGAGCGAUAUAGAGAGACGGGAGUGUUAAAGCAGACCACUAGAGGGCUGAUGAUCUCUGUGCCAUCUCACUGUAUCUGACAUUGACGCUUCACAUUGCUCGGUGUCAUACUCUUAAUGAACUUCUCUUAAUAUCAAAGAAACAGUGUUUUUUUUUUAAUCUAAACAUAUAUUAAAAACUGAUGCCUUUUAUUUCAAAUUUUCUAACAGCCUUGUUUUCUAUUAUGGCCCUUUUACCUGCAUAAAUCUGAAAGACUGUUAUGACUAAUUUCUGGUGUUCUCGCUGACAUAUUGACUGUUUAUGGUUUUUUUUAUUGUCCCAUAAAGGCUGUGAUAUUGUUCUUUUAGGGAAAACUGUUCUUUGUUUUAACAACUUCACAGUAAUGUUAGCAACGACAGAUAGUUACAGUUAGUACCGUUUUCUUUUCUUAUCGUUAGCAAGACCUUGGGUUCAUUUCUUCUGUUCAGAUGUUUGCUUUUCAUAUUUACAGUUAUUUAUACUUGUUACAAAGCAGUAUAACGUUCACGCCAGCCUGUAUCAGUCAUGCUAACUGUUAUGCUUUUAAGGAAGUUUUGUCUUCUUAAGAACGUCAGUCUGUGUUUUGUUUUGUUUUUGCCUUUAAAUGUUUUCAAUAUCUAUUUGUUCAUGACAUCAACAACUGAUAUCAGAUGUUCAGUGCCAAAAAAAAAACAUUUUGCAAGAGACUAACAAAGCCAGGAGUCAUUUGUGUGUAUGUAUAGGAUUUAGUCUAUUUAAUUUAAAGGAGCAGAUUGUAAUUUUUUGAUAUUUUUUAGAUAUUUUCCUGUCAGUUGAACUAAAGCUACAACGAUAGUAUCCAUAAUAUCCGGGUUUUCUGAAAGUAUUUUUGAGGCUGUAUUAUUUUUACAGGCCUAGAGACGCACUUCUAAACAUUACAGACUACACCUUUAAUAAUCCUUCUCAGUGUUAAUAGUGAGUAAUGUUAAGGACUGAUCAGUUCGUCCUUAUUCCAGUAUUUUGAGACAAAGCCUUGAAAAACUGUCCCUUUUAAGCAUGUAGGUUCCUCCAAAGACCGCAUUUGUGUUUGAGGAAUAUUAACUUGCGGCAAGGUCGGCUUGCUGUCGGGCCGCAGGUCCUGCAUGCGCUGGGGCGUCUCACAUUACCUCUCGUUCAAAUGUCCUGAAUAUUUAAAAGCCUUGUGACAUGGAGCUGAUAUGACUGCACCAUGGCUUUAAUGCGAGUAGGCUAAGAAUAGAGCUAACUGUCAAUAUAUAGAGGGGAAGAAGGAGAAAGUGUUGAUUUAGUGAUUUGCUGUCUAUAAAAUUGAGGAGACAUUAAUAAUUUUGUGUUUGUUUCUGAAUAACUGACUUUAGAGUAUUUCUUAUUGCUUUAGAGCAUUUCAGACCGUGUUGCAUGUGAGAUUUAUUUUUAUUUGUCUGUUUUUUAAUAUAACAAUAGAUGUGUGUUUUGUAUGUGGAAAAACUGACAUAAAGGAUUUUGUAUCUGUCUUAAGAUAAGAUAAUGGUUGCCAUGGUUACCGGUAUAAAUGGACUAGCAGGGCUAAUCGCUCUCUCUCUCUCUCGCACAGAAAGACGAAUAGAAGCUUUAAUAUUUUUUUUUAUUAUUAUUACUUCCAAUUAACAAAUCUCUUGAAGUGAAAUAUUUAGUUUUUUUGUAGAACCAAGAGCAACGGCACCACUAAUGAUUGUAAGAUAUAGAAAAUACACUGAAUUCUUUUAUUUUCUUUCUUUCUCUCUCUCUCUUCUCACUUCUUUCUCUACUGCUUGCCUGCCCAUCAUUUUCUCGCCCAAUUUGCUCACCUGCCGUUUCCCACCCAGCAGCUACCACAUAGACAGCUAGUCUUCUCAAACUACUGCUGCUGAUCCAUCACAGCUCAGUGUAACACACUCAGUGGAGAGCAGUCUGCCCUCUUCCACAUACAUGAUCUCAUGGAAGCCAUCGUUGGGUUACUGACACUGUGAUUGACGGUGUGAGAGUGUCUCCCUUUCCUCCUGGCCUGAGAUCACGGUCAGUUUUUCAGCCUUAUCGCCAGGCCAUGGUUAGGUGGCUGAGGCAAUGUCUGCAUUAGAAUUUGCAGCCUUCUUACGGUUGUUCGAAUGUGUUUCAUGAGAACAUUUCUAAAUGUACCUACAACGUUUUUAGUCGAUGUACGUUAUGCUUUUCCCGUAAACUGUAAUAAUGCAGAAUAAUGUUACCAUGGCCGAUGAUUUCCGUGUGUUUUCCAGAAAUGUUAUUUUGCAAAUCUGCUUGGAUUUAACUGUUAAAUACAUGACUGAGUAUUCAGAAAACAUCGGUUGCUUUUCCUGGUAUAUGUCGUGAUGGUGAAAACCUUUUAGACGGAUCAGAUGUGUACGUAUUUGACUGCGACCUACUUCAAUUUGCCUAUCGGUUAUCUCUCUGCUGUUAGUCUUUACAGUCAUUGUGUGCCACUUGCAUAAUAUAGGAUCUUAAUCUGUCUGAUCUCCCAUUUCCCAUAAGAGUAAUGAUACAUCAUGACAUCAUUGCCGAUGUAAUCAGACAUUUAGAUAAAAACCAAUAUCCUGUUUUACUGACAUGUUGUGUUGUCGUGUGUAUAAUAACACUUUGUUGGCUGGUGUAUCCAUUUUGUAUCAUCUCACAAAUCAUUUUUAGCAGAAUUAACGUGUAUAAUGUCAAUUGUCAAGGGUUCAGAGUGAUUCACCGAACAACCCGUGGUGACUUUCUUUUUGAUGCUGAAACUGAGUUUGAUGUUUGAAGUGUUUCUUAUUGACUAAAUGCAGUGUUACAAAGGAUUAUACAGUGUUACACUGAGAUGACUUAACACAUAUCUCACACUUGUGUGCCUUAUUUUGUUGAAAUACGAACACUGCCAAUACACACAAAAGGUUCUGUGUCGAUCGACUUUCCUUGGUCAACUUGAACUGUUCUACGUUUCUAUUCAGCCUGUUUUAACAGUUUAUACACUUUUCUACUUAAUACUAAUAAAUAAUUUUCAUUCCA